This is a messenger RNA of Siniperca chuatsi (mandarin fish), 3751 nucleotides long. RefSeq names its product TNF receptor-associated factor 6 (gene traf6). The coding region runs from base 265 to 1980 and encodes 571 amino acids. Gene Ontology annotation, molecular function: tumor necrosis factor receptor binding; ubiquitin protein ligase activity; zinc ion binding. Gene Ontology annotation, cellular component: plasma membrane signaling receptor complex. Gene Ontology annotation, biological process: regulation of apoptotic process; tumor necrosis factor-mediated signaling pathway; regulation of canonical NF-kappaB signal transduction. The record is from RefSeq and is a predicted model, not a curated record. The transcript has 8 exons. Lineage: Eukaryota; Metazoa; Chordata; Actinopteri; Centrarchiformes; Sinipercidae.
CAGGUUGUAAAGUUGCAGUUCCGCAUCCAGGGGCAUGACUGGUCCAUCAAGUGACAACAUUGCCAGCACUAUUUAUUGUAUGCUGGGGAUUACCUAUAAUUACCUAUAGUUUAUUAAAAUUUGCGACGGCGUCUCAGUGUUAGCUGAGGUACCACUUUAGUUCGGACCUUGUUGAGUUGUGCUAAUUAUGAAAACUAAUGACUAAUGACUUUCCAUGUAACCGCUAGGUGUAGCUUUACGUCAUUUUAGAAGUUUACGGCGCCGAUGGCUUGCUUUGAUAGCAAUAAGGGGAGUUUGGAGGAGGACAGCUAUGAAGGAGCUGUUGGUGGAGAGCUGUCCGGCUGUGCGUUGGCAAUGCUGGGAAAGGAACGGGAAUCCCUUCUCAGCCCUUCAGAGAGCCCUGGCACCUUCAUCAGCAGCUCUUCCACUAGUCUUCAGGCUGCUGCCCCCGUCCAGGGCUAUGACGUGGAGUUUGACCCACCCCUAGAGAGUAAAUAUGAGUGCCCUAUCUGCCUCAUGGCUUUGAGGAAUGCCAUUCAAACACCCUGUGGUCACCGUUUCUGCAAGAACUGCAUUGAGAAGUCCAUCCGUGAUACGGGGCAGAGGUGUCCUGUGGACAAUGAAAUGCUCUCAGAAGACCAGCUGUUUCCUGAUAACUUUGCCAAACGGGAGAUUCUAUCACUAACUGUUCGCUGUCCAAACUCUGGCUGUGCUGAGAAAAUGGAGCUCCGACAUUUAGAGAAUCAUUUGGCACACUGUCAGUUUGCCACUGUGCCUUGCCUACAAUGCCAACAGUCUGUGAGAAAGACCCACCUAGAGGAGCACACAACUGUUGAGUGCCAAAGGAGACCUGUGUCGUGUCCGGAUUGUGUGGCAUUCUUUGUUUAUGAGGAGAAAGAGCUUCACGAACAGCAGUGUCCCUUUGCAAAUGUGAAGUGCCAGUACUGUGAGAUGGAUUUCAUCAGAGACCAGAUGGAAUCUCAUUAUGAUACAGAUUGCCCAAAAGCACCCAUCGCCUGUAACUUCAGCACCUUUGGAUGCAAGGAAAGGAUGCAGCGGCACAACCUGGCUCAGCACAUGCAGGAGUUCACACAAAUGCAUAUGCGCUACAUGGCUGAGUUCUUGCGUAGCCUUAGCCUCAAUGGCACCACACCCAAAUCUCUGUGGACGCUAGGACCUUCUGUUUCCUCUGAGGAUCAUGGAGCUGCAGCAUCAGUAUCAGCCUGUAGUGGUCCCAGAGGAGCUGCAAGCUGCAGCAGCAACUGUGCCCCAUGUCAGCCUACCGAGGAGAUGCAGAGGCUCAGGGAGAUGGAUGGACGAUUGGUAAAGCAGGAUCACCAGCUGCGUGAGCUCAUCAUCUUAAAAGAAACACAGGCUGGCCAGCUUGCAGAGCUCAGGCGUAGAGUGUCGAUGCUGGAGGAGACAGUGAAGGAGCUGGAGGCCCAGCAGUGUCACGGUAUCUUCAUCUGGCGCCUCAAAGCUUUCUCUGUCCACCUGCGGAACCAAGAAGCAGGCCUGCCAGUGGUUGAGCACAGCCCCGGCUUCUACACAGGCCGUCCAGGCUACAAGCUAUGCCUGCGCCUCCACCUGCAGACCCCCAAUGCCCCGCGUUGCUCCAACUAUAUCUCCCUCUUUGUCCAUACCAUGCAAGGAAGUUUUGAUGGGCAGCUGACCUGGCCGUUCCAGGGCACCAUCCGCCUUGCCAUCCUAGACCAGGGCCCUGAGGGUCAGCACCACAUGGAGGUGAUGGAGACUAAACCAGACCUGCAAGCCUUCCAGAAGCCCACCAUCCAGCGCAACCCCAAAGGAUUCGGCUACGUCACCUUUCUGCACCUGCAUCAGCUAAGUCAGAGAGCCUUUGUUAAAGAUGAUGCUCUGCUUAUCCGCUGUGAGGUGACACCACGUUUUGACAAUAUGCUUCACCGUGAGGGACCAUCAGUGCAGCCUAGAGGACCUGAGUCCUCAGUUUCGAGGGACUAAAGUCAAACUCAUAUUUAUAGCAUCAUCACCAUGCUGAGAUGUCAGCACAGAACAUCUCUUAGUGUUUAAAUACUGCUCAAGUUAUUCAAUUGAUGGACAUCAGGAGGAGGAAAAUUAAUUUUCACACCCAUUUAAAAUUUGGCCACCACAAGUAUGCUAGUAUUUAUUUGUUUACCAACUUUUAAAUGUCAAUGUGACUUUUGUUUUAAUACAUAUAUACAGUAGAAAUUAAUUUUGAAAUGUAUCUACUCACCCACAUGGUACCAAAAUUCAGACAGCCUCAUAAGUUCAAAUAGUGUAAAUAGUCAAUAAUGUUUAAUCGGCUUAAACAUCACCAGUUUAAGAUGUGCACUUGCUGCAAACAGACUGAAUAUUACUACAAGACUUUGUUCUCUUGUUCUGGUUGUUGGAGACAGCACUGAAUGCUAAAGAUACCCUGUGGAGUUUUUGACGAAUAGUAGCGCUAUGGAGCAAAGUUUUAACAAGCAGAUCCCCAUCGUAUUUUUUUACCUCAGCUUCGACUAGCACACUCACAAGGAUCCACAUGUAUGCACCUGGGCGUGUGAGUGACGUGAUACACAUUCUCAACGACUGGAGAGGGUGGUAACAAAAAUGAGUAGUGCAUUCAAGCCAUAAAAAAUUAAGAAAAACAGUAUAUUAUUUUCUUGCCCUUCAUGUGUGGAGAGAAUCAGCAUGAUGAGUUUGUUUUUUUUAUUGGAAUGAAUGGGAACCUAUCUUGGAACACAGUAUCCAAUUUUCUUAAUAUAUCUAUGGGUGAGGAAGAGUGUUAUGUCAACUGGAGAAGGUGAAGCAUGGACAUGGCCAGAAUCCAGUCUGGCCAUGUCCAUCAAACAAAACAAGGGAUAUAUGACAUCCCUUGGCUUUAUGGUGUUACACUGGAUAUUUGGUGGUGGUAACAUGGCAAGCAAGUUAGCAAUGUUCCAGCAAAAGGUGAAGAAGAAGACUACUGGUUCGUGUAUGCAUGAAUAUUUGGACACAAUGCAAGUUUCAAAAUAUUCAAAAGUCUGGUUUGCAAAUGUUUUAUGAGGCAGGAAAUGCAUUCAACACAUUUGUUGGAUGUCAAGGAUACAUACAGUGUAUUUUGAUGAGAAACACUGACUAUAAACAUAACUGUGUUUACACCAAAACUCCACAGUGUACCUUUUUAAGUAAGGUCAUUAUAAGGAACAGGAAUACCAAACUCACAUUCAUGUGCUCCCCAAAUUCAGCAUUUUAUGCUUCACUACUUUUGAAUGUACUGUUCUUAGGCCAUCUCUGUGACAUAAUUAGCAUAAAAUGACAACACCCUUUUCAACAUGGAGGAUUUUCUGUUUACCCGGUUUUCAGCACUGUAGAUUUUUGCAUAAUGCAUUACAUCUUUUUAGAUUUGUCACUAAGUUGCUAAUUUUGCUUUUGGCAGAGUUUAUGGUGCCUUUCACACAAGUUCCUACGUAAUGUGACCUAGAAAAAUAUUUCAAAAGUUGACAGAAAUCCAACAUCAUGGGUCAGUGUCUUUACUUUAAAACAACAUUCUGCCUGUUAAGCCUUUACAUUAUGUAAUUAAUAUAUUGUAUUUUUUGUUUUAGUCUUCUCAGUUCUCCAUCUGAAACAUUGAAUUGUUAUGAUGCCAUUCAAAGUGAUUUGACUAUGUAAACAAUGAUUACUGUUAAUGUUUAUAAUUGGAUGGGUUGUUGUUUGCCAUGAAUUUUACCAUAUGAUCCUAUACUGAUGAAAAUAGUCUAAAUUAAAGUUAAGCUUACUUAAACUCGCA